GAUCUGCGCUAGAUAAACACUCAGACUCUCACGCGCGCACCAGCUGGCGCGCUUGCAGGCGCGCACAUCACGCAUCUGGAAACAGACAGCAGCGAUCGUUAUAUUUCCGCUGCGGUAUAUUUUAAUGCUUUUUUUUUAAUCUGUCAUUUUAGUGGAAAAGCCAGCUUCUGACAGAGGAAUAGAAGGAGAGAGAGAGAGGAGCAGGUGUGCCCUUUAAGAGGGAAGGAGCAGCUGAAGCAAGGGCAGCAUCCCUGUCUACAUCCUCUGUGGAGGGUUGUGUCAUUCAGAGAAGUGAGAGAAAGGACAGGCGGUCAGACAAAGCCCUGCUUUUUCUUUUCCAUUCCUACUUCUUUCAUCAGGAGAUAGGCUGCAAUGGUCGGCAGCAAUCAGUAUCCCAAACCUGUCUGAGAGAGCCCUAUGAACUGCCGAUCCAAUGGACAUCAAAGGCCAGUGUUGGACAGACGAGGAGUCAGAUGGGGAGAACGAAUCUGAACAGUUCCUAUAUGGAAUCCAGUGCUGCUUGUUGCAGGGGAGCUGUGCUGCUGAUCUGUACCGCCAUCCUCAACUAGAUGCAGAUAUUGAGGCUGUGAAAGACAUCUACACUGACAGUGCAAUCUCAGUCAGGGAGUAUGGAACUAUUGAUGACGUGGACAUCGAUCUUCAUAUUAACAUCAGCUUCUUAGAUGAGGAGGUUGCAACAGCCUGGAAAGUUAUCAGAACAGAACCCAUUAUUUUGAGACUGCGUUUUUCUCUUUCUCAGUACCUUGAUGGACCAGAGCCGUCAGUAGAAGUGUUUCAGCCUUCAAAUAAAGAAGGCUUCAGCCUUGGCCUGCAACUUAAAAAGAUCCUGAGCACAUUCACCUCACAGCAGUGGAAGCACCUCAGCAAUGAGUUCCUCAAGGCCCAGCAGGAAAAGAGGCAUAGCUGGUUCAAAGCUGGAGGGACCAUCAAGAAGUUCCGUGCUGGGCUCAGCAUUUUCUCUCCAAUUCCCAAAUCCCCAAGUUUUCCUCUGAUCCAAGACACGGUUCUGAAAGGGAAGCUGAGUGUGCCUGAGCUGAGAGUGACCCGCCUGAUGAACCGCUCUAUCUCCUGUACAAUGAAGAACCCUAAAGGGGAGCUCUUUAGCUAUCCACCAAACAGCCAGACUGUAGCUGUCCCGGCGGCCAGGGCCCCAGCGCAGAUUACCACGAGGCAGCUGAUUGAAUUGUUUUUUUCAUCCCAGGCGGGCGGCCACUGCAAGAACAUCCCUACGCUGGAGUAUGGCUUCUUAGUGCAGAUAAUGAAGUACUCAGAGCAGAGGAUUCCCACACUAAAUGAAUACUGCGUGGUCUGUGACGAACAACAUGUUUUUCAGAAUGGGUCAAUGCUGAAGCCUGCUGUUUGUACCAGGGAACUGUGUGUAUUCUCCUUUUACACACUGGGUGUGAUGUCUGGAGCUGCCGAAGAAGUGGCCACAGGAGCAGAGGUCGUGGAUUUACUUGUGGCUAUGUGUCGAGCUGCACUUGAGUCCCCACGUAAGAGCAUCAUUUUUGAGCCCUACCCAUCAGUUGUUGAUCCAAAUGACCCCAAGACCCUUGCAUUCAACCCAAAGAAGAAAAAUUAUGAAAGACUGCAGAAAGCACUGGACAGCGUCAUGUCCAUUCGGGAAAUGACCCAGGGUUCUUAUCUAGAGAUCAAGAAACAGAUGGACAAACUGGACCCUUUGGCCCAUCCUCUGUUGCAGUGGAUCAUUUCCAGUAAUAGGUCUCAUAUUGUCAAGCUGCCUCUCAGCAGGCAACUCAAAUUCAUGCACACCUCCCACCAGUUCCUGCUGCUCAGCAGCCCCCCAGCCAAGGAGGCUCGCUUUCGCACUGCCAAGAAGCUCUAUGGUAGCACCUUUGCCUUCCAUGGAUCCCAUAUAGAGAACUGGCACUCUGUUCUUAGAAAUGGACUGGUCAACGCUUCUUAUACCAAGCUGCAGCUGCAUGGAGCAGCGUAUGGAAAGGGCAUCUAUCUGAGCCCCAUCUCCAGCAUAUCUUUUGGAUACUCAGGAAUGGGGAAAGGACAACAUCGCAUGCCCACUAAAGAUGAGCUGGUACAGCGUUACAACCGUAUGAACACCAUCCCACAGAGUCGUCCAAUACAAUCAAGGUUUCUGCAAAGUCGAAACUUGAACUGCAUUGCACUUUGUGAAGUGAUCACAUCUAAAGAUCUGCAAAAACACGGCAACAUAUGGGUGUGCCCGGUCUCUGACCAUGUCUGUACCCGCUUCUUUUUUGUGUACGAGGAUGGCCAAGUAGGAGACGCUAACAUCAACACUCAGGAGCCUAAGGUGCAAAAGGAGAUCAUGCGUGUGAUUGGGACCCAGAUCUACUCAAGCUAAUGGAGGUUCAGCAGCAGAUCUAUCCCUGUCUUAGCUGGGGGCAGGCAGACCGACAGGCAAUUGAAGCUAAUGCUUCGAUGAGCUGUCCUAAGACCGGAUUCUGAGGAAUGAAAAGCUCCUGAAAACAUUACUAACGUCAUGGCUUUACCCAUGAUUUUCUCCUUUUUUCUCCUGUUUUCUAUCUUCCCUGCAUUGUUACGAAUUUCCUGUUCACCGGACCCUCAGUUAGUUUGCUCCUGGUUUACCCCCCUUUGUGCAUUGGUCUACACUAAUGCAGACAAAUUUGUAGAACUGCUGAGGUUAGACUGCUGUGGCUGCGGGUUUGCUUUCACUGAUUCUU
Molecule: messenger RNA, 2702 nt
Organism: Cyprinodon variegatus (sheepshead minnow)
Lineage: Eukaryota; Metazoa; Chordata; Actinopteri; Cyprinodontiformes; Cyprinodontidae
Gene: parp6
Product: poly(ADP-ribose) polymerase family member 6
Exons: 23
Coding region: 434-2362 (642 amino acids)
Biological process (GO): endoplasmic reticulum unfolded protein response
Cellular component (GO): membrane; endoplasmic reticulum tubular network; nuclear envelope
Molecular function (GO): NAD+ poly-ADP-ribosyltransferase activity; kinase binding; protein serine/threonine kinase activator activity
Source: RefSeq, a predicted model, not a curated record